AAAGAAAAACCGUUGAAUGAGUAGGUGUGUCCAAACUUUGACUGGUACUGUACAUGAUGCUCUUCUGUGUUCAACCCGACUCUAACAACCCCAAAUAUCUUACAAAUAUUUUAUUUUCUCCUGACUUCAUAAAAAUAUGAAGAAAAAAACAGAUUUAGUUUGAAACCUCCUACUUCCAUUAAUCUGUGCUUCUUAAAAUUGAUUUGUAUUCCUUUAAGAAUGUCACUCAACUACUACAUCAGAACAAUAUUGUUCUACUGUACUUUUUAAUAGGUAUUGUAUUUGCCAAUGGAGAUUCAUGGAAAGAGAUGAGACGCUUUGCCCUGACAAAUCUUAGGGACUUUGGUAUGGGCAAGAAAGCGAGCGAAGAGAAGAUCAUUGAGGAAGUUCACUAUUUGAUUGAAGUGUUUGAAGAACACAAGGGUAAAGCAUUUGACACAACCCAGGCAAUGAAUUACGCUGUCUCCAACAUCAUCUGCAGCAUUGUGUACGGCAGCAGGUUUGACUACUCUGAUCCACGGUUCCGACGCUCGGUGGAUCAAGCCAAUGAGUCCAUCCGACUCGGAGGAUCUAUUUCAAUACAGUUGUACAACAUGUUCCCAUGGUUGGGGCCCUUGCUGAAGAACAAGACACUUAUCUUGAAAAAUAUUGCAGACAACAAGGGGGAGAUGAAGGAGCUGGUGAGGGGGCUGAAGGAGACUCUCAACCCGCAGAUGUGUAGAGGCUUUGUGGACUCGUUCCUUGUCCGAAAACAGACCCUGGAGGAAUCAGGCAACAUGAACUCUCAUUACCACACUGAGAAUCUCAUACAGACUGUGGCCAACCUGUUUGCUGCUGGUACCGACACCACGGGGACAACCCUGCGCUGGGGUCUGCUGCUCAUGGCCAAGUACCCCGAUAUACAGGACCGGGUCCAAGAGGAGAUAAGCAGAGUCAUAGGAAGUCGUCAGGCCUUGGUAGAGGACAGGAAGAACCUGCCCUACACUGAUGCAGUGAUCCAUGAGACCCAAAGACUGGCCAACAUUGUACCCAUGUCCAUCCCUCACACCACCAGCCAAGACGUCACCUUCCAGGGAUACUUCAUCAAAAAGGGGACUGAUGGUGUGUCUAGGAGAGAGUCUGGCCAGGAUGGAGCUCUUCCUUUUUUAUUGUCCUCAUGCUGUCUUCCUCAUCUUCCUCUUCCAGGUCGUAGGGUGUGUCUAGGAGAGAGUCUGGCCAGGAUGGAGCUCUUCCUUUUCUUCACCUCCCUCCUGCAGCACUUUUGUUUCUCUCCUCCUCCCGGGGUAAGAGAGGAGGAUCUGGACCUCACACCAUCCCUGGGGUUCACCCUCAGUCCUUCACCUCACCAGUUGUGUGCUGUGAGCAGGGUCUGAGAUGAAAGUCUGGGUCCAAUGUAUAUUACACACUAAACUCUCAACUUUAGACAAACAUACUGCAGGAAUAUGCUGAAAAACUAUUUUGUCACUGCCCAUGGACAUGAAUGAUAUGAAUAUAUACCUGGCUACAGGGAUUUGAGGUUUAAAGUUGAUUGGACCAAAAUGAACUGAAGCAGCUUUUGUAAACCAUUCAGAGGGGUUUUGCAGUCCUAGAUGCUGACACCUUUAUGAUGUCUGGGGGCAUUCGUUUAAAACCACAAUGUUGAUCUAGAGACAUACACUCAAACAACCGUUUAGGGAUACCCUAGGUGGGGUCCUCAGUAAAAUGUCAAUGUCCGCAGGAAGUGUACGUUAUGAUUGAGAGACCAAACUUGGACGUUAGGAUUCUUAGACUGCAAGUGCCCUUAUCCCCACUGAGGUCCAUAGAAGUCAUAUCCUUACCCACCACUCCAGGGAAAAUAUUCUUGGUUUGGAAUUCAAGAAUUCAAGAAUACAGUCCUAAGAACAGUCACAUUUGUAAAAUUGUCAUCUAAAUGAAUAAAAAGUGUAAACUCUAAUCUGGUGCCCUCUAUACUGCUAGUUGUACAGUCAACACUUGGCACUUUUUUACAGGACAACUGUAUGACCUAUAGCUCCGUUUUUUUCCACAGGUUCUCCUAUGCAAAUGUUUAAUAUUAUUUUACUUUUGUGCUGUCAUUAAUUUAUUGAACGACAAUACUAAGUGCUAGUAAAGGAAAGGUAGACACAUUGGCACUUUUUGAAAGCUUGUCUAAAGAUAUGAAUAUAGGUAACUAUGUAGAUGUAUAUGCAGAUGAUUGUUUAUGUAUCAGUAGUGUCACUUGUCACUUCAAUCAGGGACGGUCUGGGGUGGGGUGGCUGAAACAGUGUCAAUCACAUCCAAACAUGAGGAAACCAGGUGUUUGGUGUCGUUCCAGUUGUCCCAUUCCGGUCAUCACUAUGAGCCAUCCUACACAUCAUCAUUCUCACGUGAGAUAUAUGUUAACCAGUUUAAAUACUUACACACCCGUGCCCCCAUCCUUCACUUUCCCCUUAUUCAAGGAUAACUGUAUUAUAAUAUAUAAAUAUAUAUAUGUAAUAGCUGUAUGUUUUUUAAAGUACCUAAUCCAUUGCUGAGAAAAGAAAUGCAAUACAAAUAUCAAUUAAAUAAAUACAUGACAAUCUU
Molecule: messenger RNA, 2559 nt
Organism: Oncorhynchus mykiss (rainbow trout)
Lineage: Eukaryota; Metazoa; Chordata; Actinopteri; Salmoniformes; Salmonidae
Source: RefSeq, a predicted model, not a curated record